Messenger RNA from Mycena indigotica, 1551 nucleotides. RefSeq names its product Laccase 3. The record is from RefSeq and is a predicted model, not a curated record. Gene Ontology annotation, molecular function: copper ion binding; oxidoreductase activity. NCBI's taxonomy places the organism in Eukaryota, Fungi, Basidiomycota, Agaricomycetes, Agaricales, Mycenaceae. The coding region runs from base 1 to 1551 and encodes 516 amino acids. The transcript is spliced from 14 exons.
AUGCUCUCCAACAUCGCCCUCCUCGCUCUUCCGCUCGCCGUAAAGGCAGUCAUGAUCGGCCCCACCGCCGACUUGCACAUCGUAAACGGCGUCGUCGCACCGGACGGCUUCUCGCGGAACGCUGUGCUUGCGAAUGGGCUGCUGCCCGGGCCGACGCUCAAGGCCACCAAGGGCCAGACUUACAAUCUGAACGUCAUCGACCAGCUCACCGACGCGAGCAUGCUCAAGUCCACGAGCAUUCAUUGGCAUGGCUUCUUCCAGGACAACGGCUUCUCGUGGGCCGAUGGCCCGUCUUUCGUCACUCAGUGCCCGAUCACGACGAACCACUCCUUCUUGUACUCGUUUCCCACCGCCAAUCAGGCCGGUACCUUCUGGUACCACAGCCAUCUGGCCCGCCAGUACUGCGACGGGUUGCGUGGUGUAAUGGUCGUCUACGACCCGUUCGAUCCCCACCGUCUGUUGUAUGAUGUUGACAACGACGAUACUAUCAUCACUUUGAUCGACUGGUAUCAUGAUCCCGCCCCGGCGCUCGCCGUUCCUCCGACUCUGAUUUCAACCCUGAUCAACGGUCUGGGGCGCUAUGCCGGCGGACCCACAUCCCAAUUAGCAGUUAUCACCGUCAAGAAGAACGUGCGCUACCGCUUCCGCCUCGCCUCGCUGUCGUGCGAUCCCAACUGGGUCUUCUCGAUCGACAGCCACACGAUGAAGGUCAUCGAAGUCGACAGCGUCAAUCACUUCCCAUACACCGUCGACUCUAUCCAGAUCUACGCGGGUCAGCGCUACUCUUUCGUUUUGAAGGCCGACCAGCCCGUGAACAACUACUGGAUCCGCGCCCAGCCAAACGCUGGCACUCUCGGCUUCGCCAACGGCAUCAACAGCGCGAUCCUCCGAUAUGUCGGCGCGCCAGUCGCUGAUCCGGCCGUGCCGGCGACUCCGCCAACCAGCGUCACGCCGCUCGUGGAGCAGAACCUGCACCCGCUCAGCGUUAUCCCACUAGUUCCCGGCUUGCCAUUCCCCGGCGGCGCUGAUGUCAAGAUCAACCUCCAGAUCGCGCUCGACUUCACGACCUUCCAGUUCACCGUCAACGGCGCUAGCUUCACACCCCCGACCGCACCGGUGCUUCUUCAAAUCUUGAGCGGCGCACAAACCGCGACCUCCCUGCUCCCGCCAGGCUCGGUGUACGUCCUCCCGCCAAACAAGGUCGUCGAGGUGUCGAUCCCCGGCGGGUCUAUCGGCGCGCCGCACCCGAUCCAUUUGCACGGACACAACUUCCACGUGAUCCGCAGUGCCGGGAGCUCGACGUACAACUUCAUCAAUCCUCCCAUUCGCGAUGUCGUCAACACCGGUCUGGACGUCACCGACAACGUGACGUUCCGGUUCGUUACCGACAACGCGGGCCCGUGGUUCUUGCACUGCCACAUCGACUUCCAUCUUGACAUUGGCCUUGCCGUCGUGUUUGCCGAAGACACCCCCCACAUCACCACGACACAGCCGCCAGCGUGGAACGCCCUUUGCCCCGCGUACGACGCGCUCGCGCCCGGCGACAAGUAA